CACAACUAUGGCCGGGGGCGGAUCCCGCUGCGGGUGGGGGGCCGGGGGUAGGCAGCGGGUCGCGAGUGACGCGACGGAGGCCGGGGGCGGUGGGCUGCGAGGUGACGCGCGUGGAGACCGCACCGCCCCAGCCCACGUGUCCGCGAGAUUUAAAAGUUGGCGGCGUGCGGAGCCCCGCGAGCAGCGCGCCCGAGACACAGAGACACUGCCAGGCCCCCGCGUGGAGUGCUGGUCGGCGCAGCACAGACUCUGAGCCCCGAGCCUCCCGCCAGCGCCGAGAUGCCGAGAGCAGCCAACCGCCGCCCCGCACCGGCCCCCGGACAGGUGGCCGCCGCGUCCCGGCCCCUGCUGCUGCUGCUACUCGCCUGCUGCGCGGGCACCUGCCUAGGUGCUCCUGUAUUAUCUCAAGGAUUACAGCCUGACCAAGAACUACAGCUGUGGAAUGAGAUAGAUGACGCUUGUUCGGCCUUGCUGUCCCUUGAUUCUCAGCCUCAGGCAUCCAAUGCAUUGGAGGAGCUUUGCAUCACAAUUAUGGGGAUUCCACCAAAGCCCCAGGAAACAGAUGAAAAAGAUAAUACCAAAAGGUUCUUAUUUCAUUAUUCGAAGACACGGAAGUUGGGCAAUUCAAAUGUUGUGUCGUCUGUCGUGCAUCCCUUACUGCAGCUUGUGCCUCAACUGCAUGAGAGAAGAAUGAAGAGAUUCAGACUGGACGAAGAAUUCCAAAGUCCUAUUGCAAGCCAAGUUCGAAGACAGUUUUUGUUCCGGCCACGCAAUGGAAGAAGGUCAGAAGGUUACAUUUAAAAUGGAUACCAACCAUUUUCCACAGAAGCAGCCCCAGGGAAUGCAAAAUGUUGACAUUUUGUUUUCUUCUCAGAAACAAUUCUUGCUAAACUUACCAUGUUUGAGAAUCCCUGUGUUGUAAAC
Molecule: messenger RNA, 924 nt
Organism: Ailuropoda melanoleuca (giant panda)
Lineage: Eukaryota; Metazoa; Chordata; Mammalia; Carnivora; Ursidae
Gene: NMU
Product: neuromedin U
Exons: 10
Coding region: 280-801 (173 amino acids)
Biological process (GO): positive regulation of synaptic transmission; neuropeptide signaling pathway; positive regulation of smooth muscle contraction
Cellular component (GO): terminal bouton
Molecular function (GO): neuromedin U receptor binding
Source: RefSeq, a predicted model, not a curated record